GGUGCCAAGCGCCGUGUCCGGAUGUAGGGGUCGGCGCGGUUCCGGCGUGGGCAAGGGGCGUCAUGGGCGGCCGCAACAAGAAGGCGCGGGCGGGCAGCGCGGCGCACACCGCCUCUGCCGCCACCGCGGCUGCCCGCGCCAGAGCUGCUGCCGAGGCUGGCGCCGCCGCCGCUGCCGUCGAGGCGAGCACCCGAGCGGUGCCGCGGCCACCGCCCGCCUCCAAGGAGCCGCGUGUCAAACAAGGUCCAAAAACUUACAGUUUUAGUUCAACGACAGAUUCCAAUGCUGCUGCCAAUCUAGAUAAAUCUGUUCUUAAGGUAAUGAUAAAUGGUAAUUUGGAGAAAAGGAUUAUUAAUUUAAUCAAUGACCAUAAAAAAGAAAAUGAUGACAAAGGAAUGAUUUCCAGAAGACUUACUGCUAAGAAACUACAGGAUGUAUACAUGGCUUUACAAAGAUUCUCUUUUAAGACUGAGCACAUUGAAGAAGCAAUGAAAAAUACACUUUUAUAUGGUGGUGAUCUUCACUCUGCACUCGACUGGCUUUGUUUAAACCUUCCUGAUGAUGCCUUGCCUGAAGGCUUUAGCCAGCAGUUUGAAGAACAACAACAGAAACCUAGAGCAAAAUUUUGUUCUCCUGUGUCACAACGUGAACCUCCACCUCGCUUAGUACAUACCAAAAAGAAAGAAAAUGACCCUGAAACUAAGGAGACGAAUGUGGGGAAAGCGAAAGAAAUGAGUAUGAAGGAAUGGAUUUUGCAAUAUGCCGAGCAACAGAGUGAUGAAGAGAACAAUGAGUCUGUGAAAGAGACGGGUGAAGAGAAGUUUGACCCGAAUGAAAGGUAUGUACAUCUGGCUGCCAAGCUUUCAGAAGCAAAAGAACAAGCAAGCAUCUCCAAGCAAGAUAAAGACAAGCAAGGCCAGAAGGUAGCACAAGAGAAAAUAAGAAGAAUUCAGCAAGAAAUGGCAAUACUCGAGGAACAUCCGGUAUUUAAUCCGGCUAUAAAGGUUUCAACCCAACAACAAAAUGAAAAGAAAAAAACUCCCUCACCUCAGCCUCAGGAAACCACUUUGAAUUUGAGCUUGCUUGAAAAACCCGAUGGUGCUGCAAAGGAAGAUAAAGUGAAAAAGAAAGAACCACUAGACAUAAGAAAUUUUGAUUAUAGUGCUCGAAGCUGGACUGGUAAAUCUCCAAAACAAUUUUUGAUUGACUGGUGCAGGAAGAAUUUUCCUAAGAGCCCAAAUCCUGCUUUUGAAAAGGUUCCAGUUGGAAAAUAUUGGAAAUGUAGGGUCAGGAUUAUCAAAUCUUCAGAUGAUGUCAUGGCAAUGUGUCCAACAAUUGUAACAGAAGAUAGCAUGCAAGCACAACAUUUAGCUGCUACUUUGGCACUCUAUCAUUUAACCAAAGGACAAUCAGUUCAUCAGUUACUGCCUCCCACCUACCGAGAUGUCUGGCUAGAAUGGAGGGAUAUCGAAAAGAAAAAGGAAGAAGAAAACAAAAUAGAAACCAACAAACCUCGUGAUAACUUUAUUGCUAGAUUAUUAAACGAACUCAAACAACAACAGCAACUACAAUCUGAAAACCAACCGGAAGUGUCUGAGGGUCCUGAAGAUUCCUGGGAAAACUUAGUUUCUGAUGAGGACUUCAGCAGUCUCUCCCUUGAGACCACAGACACAGAUAAUUUGGAACCUUCAAGGAUUUUGUUCAAAAAGCUGCAAAGUUCCUCCAGAUACCAGAGGCUUCUGAAAGAGAGACAGGAGUUACCUGUGUUUAAGCACAAAAACUCGAUUGUAGAAACUCUUAAAAAACAUCGAGUGGUUGUUGUGGCUGGUGAAACAGGCAGUGGGAAGAGUACCCAGGUGCCUCAUUUCUUGUUAGAAGACUUGUUGCUAGAUGAGGGAUCAAAUAAAUGUAAUAUUGUUUGCACACAACCCCGAAGAAUCUCAGCAGUGAGUCUGGCAAGCAGGGUAUGUGAAGAGCUAGGCUGCGAAUCAGGACCAGGAGGAAAGAAUUCCCUGUGCGGAUAUCAAAUUCGUAUGGAAUCAAGAACAGGAGAAGCCACUAGACUGCUGUACUGUACAACAGGUGUCCUGCUUCGGAAACUUCAAGAAGAUGGUCUUCUUUCAAGUAUAUCUCAUGUUAUUGUAGAUGAGGUACAUGAAAGAAGUGUCCAGUCUGAUUUCUUGCUAGUUAUUCUGAAAGAGAUACUGCAUAAGCGCUCAGACCUGCAUCUGAUUUUAAUGAGUGCUACUGUAGACAGUGACAAGUUUUCCAGCUAUUUCUCACACUGUCCCAUUUUAAGGAUCUCAGGGAGGAGUUACCCUGUUGAGAUUUUCCAUGUUGAAGAUGUAAUUGAAGCAACAGGCUAUGUCCUGGAGAAAGACUCAGAAUAUUGUCAGAAGUUCUUGGAGGAGGAAGAAGAAGUAACAGUAAAUGUUACUAGCAAAGGAGGAGGCACCACAAAGUAUCAGGAGUAUGUCCCAGUCCAGUCUGGAUCUGGUAUCGAUUUGGCUCCUUACUAUGCAAAGUAUAGCAGUCGUACACAGCAGGCUAUCUUCUAUAUGAACCCUUACAAGAUCAACCUUGAACUUAUUUUGGAGUUGCUUGCAUACUUAGACAGAAGUCCCCAGUUCAAGAACAUUGAGGGUGCUGUGCUGAUCUUUUUACCAGGCCUUGCCCAUAUUCAGCAGCUGUAUGACCUUAUUUCAACUGACAGAAGAUUUAACUUGCGUGACAGGCACAGGUUGAUAGCUUUGCAUUCUGUUCUUUCAACUCAAGAUCAAGCAGCUGCAUUUACAAUACCUCCUAUUGGUGUUAGAAAGAUUGUUUUGGCAACCAAUAUAGCAGAGACAGGAAUUACGAUACCAGAUGUUGUCUUUGUAAUUGAUACUGGGAGAACAAAAGAAAAUAGGUAUCAUGAAAGUAGUCAGAUGAGUUCCCUGGAAGAGACCUUUGUUAGCAAAGCUAGUGCUCUGCAGCGACAAGGAAGAGCUGGGCGUGUUAGAGAUGGAUUCUGCUUCCGAAUGUACACAAGAGAAAGGUUUGAAAGUUUCAUGGAAUACUCUGUUCCAGAAAUACUGCGUGUACCUUUGGAAGAAUUAUGCCUUCAUAUUAUGAAAUGCAAUCUUGGAUCUCCUGAAGAUUUUCUUUCCAGAGCAUUAGACCCACCACAGCAGCAAGUAAUUGGUAAUGCAAUGAACCUAUUGAGGAAGAUUGGGGCUUGUCUGUUAAAUGAGCCCAGGCUGACUCCAUUGGGCCAGCACCUCGCAGCCCUUCCUGUCAAUGUAAAGAUUGGCAAAAUGCUUAUAUUUGGUGCUAUAUUGGGCUGUUUGGAUCCUGUGGCAACUCUGGCUGCUGUUAUGACAGAAAAAUCCCCGUUUACUACACCAAUUGGUCGAAAAGAUGAAGCAGAUCUUGCAAAAUCAUCUCUAGCAAUGGCAGUUUCAGACCAUAUAACAAUCUACAAUGCUUAUCUGGGGUGGAAAAGAGCUCGACAAGAAGGGGGAUAUCGUGCUGAAAUGACUUACUGCAGAAGAAAUUUCCUUAAUAGGACUUCCCUGUUAACUCUGGAGGAUGUGAAGCAAGAACUCAUAAGGGUGGUCAGAGCAGCAGGGUUCACAGCACCUACAACACAAUGUGGAUGGGAUGGAAAUGGAGCCACUCAAUCCCUUUCUCUCCAUGAAAUAGCUCUUCUUAAAGCUGUGUUGACUGCAGGACUGUAUGACAACGUAGGAAAAAUAAUAUAUACAAAGUCUGUGGAUAUUACAGAGAAGCUGGCUUGUAUGGUAGAAACUGCUCAAGGUAAAGCACAAGUGCAUCCCUCCUCUGUAAAUCGAGACUUACAGACAUAUGGAUGGCUCCUUUACCAGGAGAAGGUGAGGUAUGCUAAGGUGUAUUUGAGAGAGACUACUUUAAUAUCCCCCUUUCCCAUUUUGCUUUUUGGUGGGGAUAUAGAAGUCCAGCAUCGGGAGCGCCUCCUGACAGUUGAUGGCUGGAUCCAUUUUCAGGCUCCUGUAAAGAUAGCAGUAAUUUUUAAACAGCUGAGGGUUCUCAUUGAGUCUAUUUUAAAGAAGAAGCUUGAAAAUCCUAAAAUGUCACUUGAAGAUGACAAGGUCUUGCACAUCAUCAAAGAACUGAUAAAAACAGAGAGUGGUAACUGAAACCCAGAUAUCAGUAACAAACUGGAGCUUCAAUAAUGGCAGGAGAAAAUGUGGACUCCAACAUCAGCUGAAAGUAUUUAAAUGCUUAGUGGGGUUGAUAUCAGCCAUGAUGAGAAAAGACUGCAUGAUUUUGCAUAGAACUUACCUUUCUCUAUGUCAUUUUUAAAGAUGACACUUGAAUAUGUUUAGCCUUUACAAUACAUUUGGUGCCAUUUGUCUGACUACAAAUGAUGGAAGCAGAUUCUUUUCAAUACAAAAAUGGAUGUGGCCAACUCUUUGUUUGAUGUACUAAUCAUAACAUCACUGGUGGUGAAAACUGUAGUAAUGAUUAAAGAUUGGGUCCUGAAUCUCAGUGAGUAGAAUCGUUAGGUGUGUGCAAACAGGAGACAGACAUUUCUUACGUGGAUUUCCUAAGUGGUAAAUUUUUUUUGAUCGAUGAACUUACAGCAUUAAAGCAAUACAUCUUAUAGAUGUCUUCAUUUUUCUGUAUGGUUUACAUGAAGAUGCUCUAAGGAGUGCUGUGAACAAGUGCUCAGCUAGACAAGGGUAUUGCCAGCAGCCCCUCACCAUCCUCUGCCUCUUCUCACAUCAUCAGUCUGAGGCUGAAGCCUUCUGGUCCUCAUUCUCUUAGCACUUGCUCACAGUGUUUGUAUGUUUGUUAUUUGUUUCAUACUGAAUGUUCUUUAACCAGAUAACUUUAAGGAAGCAGAUGCCCUUUUAUUACACCUGUCCACACCAUUUAUGCUUAUGAACUGAAAUUUUAGAUCACCACCUCAGCUUUCAAAAAUGAGGAAUAGUGAGAAUAGGGUUUGGGGAGAAGGGUAGCGUUGCUAUUAAACAGCUGCAGUCAAGUAGGAACUCUGUGCGUAACAGGCAAAGGCAGAGUGUGGAAGAUACUUUUUUAUAAUCUGAAAAAUACAAAUUUUGUAAAGCAGAUGUUGAUUAUAUACAGAAAGGGCACUAAGGAAAAUACAUGAAAAUGCAAAAUACAUGAGCUUUCCCAUUGAAUUAUGACAGCAGAACUGGUACUGCUGUGCUGAGAGAGAAACAUAAUCUGAAAGUAAACCAGCUUGGGUGUAGUACCCUGCACUCAAUUCUGGAAGAGGCAAGUUCUCCUAACAGUAUUUUGCUAAGAACUCUGAAGAACUGAUUAUAUUAUCUUUUUAUUAAUUGUGAUAAACUAGUGGUACUAGUUCCCUAGAAUAGCUAGGAAGUGCUUUUUUAUAAUUCCAAAGUAUACAACAUGUAUGCAAGGAAGCAUUGAAACGGUUUGAUUUUGAUCUUAAGACCCCAGUUUUGCACUCUGUAUGCCCAGACACCACCUUCUUUCAUGUCGGAGGCAUAGAAAUUAAAACCUACAAACUACAUUCCUUGGAGACCCUGAACAAUUUCCUAGAUUUUGUUCUAGUUGGGGUCUUUUAUUUGUGUCCUUUGGAAACAUGAAUUAGAAAUACAUUUCAGUAAUUCACCAACUAACAAGCACCUGUUUCUUCUGGAUUUGAAUUUUGCAUUUAAGUUGGUUUUAAAUGGCUAAACCAUAGUGAAAGUGUUAAUUGUCCUUAAGUUCUCCUUUGUUUAACUCUGAUGAAUAGAGAGGUUUUGUGCCAUUUGUGUAUGGUAAGGUUGAAAUUCAGAGGCAUUCUGUGUGUUCCUCUGGCAUGCCCUGCUUUGUAAUCUUUUAAAGAAAUUGCUGCUUUUCAUUGCUAUUAAGGGGAUAUAUGUCAUAACUAGGAAACUGCAUGCUCCUGAGAGAGCAAGUUUUCUGCAAAACAGGUGAAAUGGGCCACACUGGUAUGCAGUGUGGUUAUCUUAAAUUUAAACACAGAUGAAAAACAAAGACUACACUGGCUUUCUGCUUUUGCAGUGUGCAUGAGCAACUUCUGUGCCUGUGCUCUGUUGGGUAGAUUAACUUUUUUGUUCCGUUUAUUUAAUAAAUACUUCUGUUAACA
Molecule: messenger RNA, 6106 nt
Organism: Strigops habroptila (Kakapo)
Lineage: Eukaryota; Metazoa; Chordata; Aves; Psittaciformes; Psittacidae
Gene: DHX29
Product: DExH-box helicase 29
Exons: 27
Coding region: 63-4157 (1364 amino acids)
Biological process (GO): translational initiation
Cellular component (GO): intracellular anatomical structure
Molecular function (GO): RNA binding; RNA helicase activity; ATP binding
Source: RefSeq, a predicted model, not a curated record